Messenger RNA from Marasmius oreades (fairy-ring Marasmius), 636 nucleotides. RefSeq lists its product as uncharacterized. Lineage: Eukaryota; Fungi; Basidiomycota; Agaricomycetes; Agaricales; Marasmiaceae. The record is from RefSeq and is a predicted model, not a curated record. Bases 121 to 606 code for a protein of 161 amino acids. The transcript is spliced from 3 exons.
GCGAAGUCGGUGUAGAUGGAUCAUUGAUUUCUACCAGUCCAGGCGCUCAACAGAACUUUCAGGACAGGUACAAAAGUCGAACUGGAAGGCCACAGGAAAACCAGUCUCUGUCUUCACAAGAUGCAGACCGUCUUCAUCGCCCUCUCAGUCCUCGUUGCAGUGGUUUCAGCCCAGUUGCCUGUCAGGCUCGUUGGAUCACCACCUACAAACCCUCCUCUUUGCCUGACAGCCACCUCCAACGUCGAUGGCUCCGCCAUCGCCCUCGCUCAAUGCAACGACCCAAACUCCACUUUCCCCAAUGGAAACGUCACCUGGGUCAUUCCUUCCCCACUUGAUGAGUCUGGACGGAUAACGACGUUUUCCGGAACGAAAUGCCUCGACGUUCGUGAUGGUCUUACUACAAACGGGAAUCUGGUUCAAGUGUGGUCGUGUGUAAAUGGGAACACGAAUCAGUUGUGGCAAUACAACGGAGAUUCUGCCACGAUUUCUUGGACCGGGCAGAAUAAGUGUUUGGAUAUACGAGAUGGGAACCUCACGGCUGGGGCUCUUGUUCAGAUAUGGGAUUGCGUACCUGGUAAUACCAACCAGUUUUGGUUAUUCGGUUGAGUUGAUGUCUUAUGGAUGAGACUGGGGUGA